ACACUAUAUCUCAAGCUUUUAUUUCAUCAACAAAUUCUUGAAUAGCUCAUAAUGCUACGAACAAAAAUAGAAAUACAAAAUGAUAAAAUAUUGCAAGGAAAUAAGUUGCAACGACUAUCAAAUAUUGCUUUACAACAAAUACGAAGUUCGGUAUAUAGUUAUACACAAAGGCAAACAUUUACAAAUUCAAUACAACAGAAACCAUUAUCACAAUUUCAAAAAGAAAUUAUAAAACAAAAAUUUUCAUCUAAAAAUGUGUAUAAUGCUAUGAAUAUCGAAUCUUUGAAAAUACGAAGGAAAACAAGUGCAAAUUCACAACAAAAACAAUUGUUACUCUCGCCACAGUUACAAGUUCAAAAACAAGCUACAAAACAAAAAUCUUUAUCUAAAAAUGUGCAUAGUGUUAUGAAUGUUGAAUCUUUGAAAAAGCGACGAAAAACAAUUGCAAAUUCAGUACAGCAAAAACAAUUGACAUUCUCGCCGCAGUUACAAGUUCAAAAACAAGCUACAAAACAAAAAUCUUUGUCUAAAAAUGUACAUAAUGUUAUAAAUGUUGAAUCUUUGAAAAAGCGACGAAAAACAAUUACAAAUUCGGUACAACAAAAAUUGAAAUAUUUGUCUUUAUCACAAUUUCAAAAAAAAGUUACGAAACAAAAAUUUUCAUCUAAAAAUGUGCAUAGUGUUGAAUCUUUGAAAUCACAACGAAAAAUAAUUACAAAUCCUGUGCAACAAUUGUCAUCUUCGUCACAAUUUCAAAAAAAGAUUAUAAAACAAAUAUCUUCAUAUAAAAAUGUAUAUAAUAAAGUAAAUAUCGAAUCUUUGAAAAAAAGACAGAAAACAAUUACAAAUCCAGUACACCAAAUAUUACCUUUGUCACAGUUACAAUUUCAAAAGGAAAUUUCGAAAGAAAAAUUUCCAUCUAAAAAUAAACAUAAUAUAAUGAAUGUUAAAUCUUUGAAAUCUCCAUCGAUUUGUGAGAAAAUUUCAAUAAAUCAACAAUGUUCUUCUUCACAAAGUGAUUCAGAAUAUAAGUUUUCUGAAAAUGAUGCUUUUGUUAAAAAAAAUAUUCAUAAUCUGAUACAUAAUAAAGUUCAACAUCAAAUAAAAGGAAAUAUUGCAAAAAUGUUAGUUGUGUUUAUUAAUGGUGAACAGAGAUUAAUUACAUUUGAGAUACCUCACGAAGAUUGUACAGUUGAAGAUUUAUUGAAACAGGCAAAUAUUGUUCUUUCUGAGAAAUUAAGUGUUUCAUUAAUUUCUAAUCCUACAUUGGAUAUAAAUUAUUUAGUAAAAAUUGAAUCUGAUACAAUUACAUCACUUGAUAUGAGUAAAAAUGAUAAUAAUUCUCAAAAUAACAUAAAUAAUAAUUCAAAUAAUUCUAAUAGAUCACCAGAUAAAAAUAUUGAUUCUGUACAACAAAAUAAGAUAAACAAUGAACAUAAUUCAUCAACAAAAUCAGAAAAAUUGGAACAAGAUGCGUCUAUGCAUAAACAUAAAAGAAAAAAAAGAAUUGCUUCAAAAUCAAGGCCUAGUCAUAAAAAACCAGAAUGUUUAACAAUAUCAUCUGAUGAAGAAGAAAAAAGCAAAGAAAGAUCAAAUUCUAAUAACAAUACAUUUUCAAAUGACACGAAUAAUGAUUUUAGUAAUGAAAUGGAUAUCAUUCUUGAGAAGAAACCAAUAAUUACGAAUAAUUCUAUUUCCGAUACAAUUUCCGAUUAUGUAGGAUGCAAAAAAAUAGAAAAUAUUUCAGAUGACAUUAUGCAAUCUCCAUAUACUUCUUUAUUAUGUAAAAUGGUAAGAAUAGGUUCUUACAAAUAUAUUCCUCGGGAUAGAGUCUUAAUCUCGCAAAAUGGAGUAAGAUUUGGUGUACCUUUAUUGAAAGAUGAAAAAACUUUUGUAACAUUAGACGUUAAGAUUCGAGAUAUAGUAAAAGUACUAAUUCAUUUUGGUAAAUCAAUGCCAGUGCUUUUCUUUUAUACAUCUAUUAAUAUUGGAGCUAUAAUUCGUAAAUUAUUAGGAAUGCAGGAUCCAAAAGGACCAUACUAUGAUCCUGCUGGAAAAGAUCAUACACAUAAACGAAUAACUUUAGUAACAGAGAAAUUAUCAGAAGAAUCAAAAGUUUUAAUAAAAACAUUGUUUAUGCGAAAAAACUUAUUAGAAGAAUUAAAUACGAAAGAAGCACAUGAUAUUUUUGAAGGAUCAUCGCCGAAAAAUAAUGUACAAAUAAAAAACCUAUCGAAGAAAAAAAUUCAAACACAAAUAACAGCUAAUUCAAAUAAUACUAAUAUACAAACAAUAACUAUAUAUCCCCCACCACCUGCCAAAGGUGGUAUAACCAUUAGUACUGAGGAUUAUUUAUGUCUUGGAGAAGAUCAAUUUUUAAAUGAUGUAAUUAUAGUCUAUCUAAAAUAUUUGACAUUGGAAGUUCUAUCAGAAUCUGAUCAACGGAGAACUCAUGUAUUUAGUUCCUAUUUUUAUAAGCGAUUGACAAGUCCACAUGCUCAAACAGUUGAAAACAAUAUGCCUCUUACACCUGCUGCUAAGAGACAUGCAAGAGUUCAGAAGUGGACGAAAAAUGUCAACAUAUUUGAAAAAGAUUUUAUUAUAAUUCCUAUAAAUGAACAUGCUCAUUGGUUUUUGGCUAUUAUUUGUUUUCCCGGAUUAGUGGGUAAAGUUUUUACACAAAGUAAACGAUCUGAUGAAAAUGAUAUUCGUAAAUCUAUACAAAAAAGUAAAAAAUUAAAAGAAGUAAAACUUCAAACUGUUACUAUUGGAAGUACAACUCUCAAACCAAUGACGACUAUUGUAACUAUAGAUCAGGAUGAUGGUGGUUUAGAAAGGGAUAAAGCUGAAGGUGAUAAUGAAGAAAUGAAAAUGAUUAGCAAAGAUGAUGAUGAAUUAGAAAUAAUAGAAAAUAUAAAUGUAUCGCCAAAAAUGAAACAAAACAUACUACAGGAAAAAGAUACUAUAAAAAUACCUUGCAUAUUAAUAUUUGACUCUCUUGCUGGAACAAGUAGAAUACAUGUAGUAACUACAUUAAGAGAUUAUUUAAGUUGUGAAUAUGUAACAAAAACGGGAUGUGAAAAAGUAUUUUCAAAAGAUACUAUUAAAGGAGCAUUGUUAAAAGUUCCUCAGCAAUCAAAUUUCACUGAUUGCGGAUUAUAUGUAUUACAAUAUGUAGAGAGCUUCUUUAAGAAUCCCAUUAAAGAUUAUACUUUGCCAAUAAAAACAUUGAAAAAUUGGUUUGAGGAAAUAGUAGUAACAAGAAAACGGGAAGAAUUAUCAAAAUUAUUAAUUAAAUUGAUGAAUGCAACAAAAGGAGACAAAAAUAUAACAAUACCUGCUAUAAACUUUCCUACUCAAGAUGGUAAACUAAAAAUUAAGGCUAAAAAUCAUAUUGAUGCGAAAUCUGUAAAAACUGAUGUUGAAGAUAAAAAAAAACCUACUUUAGAUGGAGAAAAUCGUACUAGUAAUAAUAUAUUAAAUCAAAGUAAUAAAUCAAUUAUUGAAAUGGUAAAUAAAACUACAAAUCAGAUUGGAUGCAUUCCAUUUUGUUCAUCUGAAAAUAAUUCAAUAGAGAUUAAUUGA
Messenger RNA from Apis laboriosa (Himalayan honeybee), 3585 nucleotides. Its product is annotated as sentrin-specific protease 7-like. The transcript is spliced from 14 exons. Gene Ontology annotation, cellular component: nucleus; cytoplasm. Gene Ontology annotation, molecular function: SUMO-specific endopeptidase activity. Lineage: Eukaryota; Metazoa; Arthropoda; Insecta; Hymenoptera; Apidae. Gene Ontology annotation, biological process: protein desumoylation. The coding region runs from base 52 to 3585 and encodes 1177 amino acids. The record is from RefSeq and is a predicted model, not a curated record.